Messenger RNA from Gymnogyps californianus (California condor), 992 nucleotides. It is a transcript of the gene REXO2, whose product is annotated as RNA exonuclease 2. The record is from RefSeq and is a predicted model, not a curated record. The transcript has 7 exons. Gene Ontology annotation, molecular function: 3'-5'-RNA exonuclease activity; nucleic acid binding. Gene Ontology annotation, cellular component: mitochondrion. Lineage: Eukaryota; Metazoa; Chordata; Aves; Accipitriformes; Cathartidae. Bases 1 to 699 code for a protein of 232 amino acids.
AUGCUGGGCGGCAGCCGCGCUGGCCUGGGUCGCCUGCGGAGCUGCGGCGGGCGGCUGUGGCGGGGCCGGCGGCGGGCGGCGGGCAUGGCCGGCGGCGGCAUGGGCCAGCGGAUGGUCUGGGUGGAUCUGGAGAUGACGGGCCUGGACGUGGAGAAGGACCAGAUCCUGGAGAUGGCCUGCCUCAUCACCGACUCCGACCUCAACGUCCUGGCCGAGGGCCCGAACCUGAUUAUUAAUCAGCCCGACGAGCUGCUGGAUAGCAUGUCCGAGUGGUGCAAGGAGCAUCACGGGAAGUCUGGCCUUACUAAGGCUGUGAAGGAGAGUAAAAUUUCGUUGCAGCAAGCAGAGUAUGAGUUUCUGUCCUUCGUACGGCAACAGACGCCCCCGGGUCUCUGUCCUCUCGCAGGCAACUCUGUUCAUGCAGAUAAGAAAUUCCUUGACAAAUACAUGCCUCAGUUCAUGAGGCAUCUUCAUUACAGGAUCAUUGACGUGAGCACUGUCAAAGAGCUUUGCAGACGCUGGUAUCCAGAAGAAUACGAGUUUGCACCAAAGAAGGCGGCUUCUCACAGAGCGCUCGAUGACAUCAGGGAAAGCAUCAAAGAACUUCAGUUCUACAGAGAUAGCAUCUUCAAGAGGAAAACGGAUGAAAAGAAAAGGAAACUAAUAGAGAACGGAGAAAGCGAUAAAACCGCCAGCUGAUCUCUCCUCUUGCCGUGCCGUCCCGUAGCGCGUACUAGAUGCGUCUCUGCUGGUUCUUUUCUGUUUGCCAGUCUCUCGAGAAGCUGCACCCUUCAGCGACCUUGUUUCUUAACGGCUGUUAAAAUGCAGAUGGAAGCCUGAGUCACUGCUUCUUUUCUGUUCGAGCAAGGAAUCGACACACUCGAGCCUCAGCAGCGUCUUUGUUUGUACGUACUAGGUAAAACACGCUGUUUGAUACUCGUCUUCGUCUGGUUUUAGAUGCGGUCUUUCACUACACAAUAAAAACAGUUCUG